AUGUCGCCGAGCGGGACCGCCUUGUGGCUGCUGGCGCUGGGCGUCGUGUGCUCCGCGCAGGACAAGCCGGACCAGCCCGUCAUCGUCUACUACUCCCCCGCAGAGUUCGACAAGCCGACGGUCUACAGCGUGGAUGACACCCCUUCUGCUCCAGUGGACCAACUCCCCGCCGGCGCCAACUCCACGGCGUGGCUCCGCGCGGCGCGCGCGCCACCGCCCAAGCAGCGCGAGAAGCUCAUCUUCGCCGAGGAGUUCAACAAGCUGGACCCCGAGGUGUGGGGGCACCUGGUGACGGGCUGGCGCGGCGGCAACAAGGAGUUCCAGUACUACCGGAACGACCGCCGGAACAGCUACGUCCGCGGGGGCGCCCUGUUCCUGCGGCCCACGCUCACGGCGAGGGAGUACGGCGACGCCUUCCUGUACACUGGGAAGCUGUACUACCCGGACUGCAACUUCGAGCCCUGCGUUUCGGAGUCCGGGGAAGACAUCGUGCUUCCGGUGCAGUCGGCGCGCAUCAACACGCGCGGGGCCUUCAGCUUCCGCUACGGGCGCCUCGAGGUGCGCGCCAAGCUGCCCCGCGGCGACUGGAUCUGGCCAGCCAUCUGGCUCAAGCCGGCGUCCAACGCGUACGGCGCCUGGCCCGCCUCCGGCGAGAUGGACUUGGUGGAGUCCCGCGGCAACGCCAACCUCAAGCACGUCCGCACCGGGGAGACGCAGGGCGUGCAGAAGGUGGGCGCCACGCUGCACUUCGGGCCCAACUCGUCCUACAACAUCUGGCGGCUCACGCACUGGGAAAAGAUCCUGGAGAGAGGGGACUUCGCGGACGCGUUCCACGUCUUCGGCAUGGAGUGGUCGCCCGCCGGGUUCCGCUUCACUGUGGACAGGGAGGAGAUCGGCAGCAUGCCCGUGCCGCCGGGCGGCUUCUGGGACCUGGGGGGCUUCGACAAGGACCCCGGCGGCCCCAACAUCUGGGCCAACGGCACGGAGCUGGCGCCCUUCGACAGGAAGUUCUACAUCAUCCUGAACGUGGCCGUCGGCGGCACCUUCUUCCCCAACGGCAUGGUCAACAAGCCCUACCCGCGCGCUUGGAACUGGACGUCCGGCCACCCGCUGCGCGAGUUCUGGGAGCACCGCCACUGGUGGCUGCCCACCUGGAAGGGGGAGCACGCCGCCAUGCAGGUGGACUACGUGCGCGUCUACCAGAACGUGCCGUGACAGCCUCACACCACAACCCCUAUGUGAUAUGCUUCGCGUCAACGCACAGUGACCUUCGCUGACGUCACAUCGGCGUACGCGUCACCAGGACGACAUCUUGUGAAGGAAGUUCGACGUCGCGUCGGAGUCCCCCCUGCGGUCACUGCGCCGCGCUGCGCCGAGACGACAUAUCUGUGAUGAACGGCUCCAGGAGGCCAUUGCGGUGGAACGAGUCCCUGGAAAGUGCAGGGCGCUGACCGGGGGCCGAGUGUGGAGCCACCAAAUUCAGUAUAACGAUAGUGAUAAAAGUGCAACGUGAUAUAGCAGUAGCGUCGAGGCAUACACUGUCCAAAAAGUUGAAUGAUGUAUCGACUAAAACUUAGUAGAUCUUAGAAAUGACACACCGACUAAGAAAGUGCCCCACACACUGUCAACGAAACUCACUAGUUUCAGUCGUUUCCACUUAUCUUUUUGAACAGUGUAACCCCGCCAUGAUAUAAACCCUUCGUGCAAUCGGCUGUCACAUUCCUGCAAUGUCGCAGCUCUCAAUGAAAUUCCCUCCCGGCCCGUGGAGAGCUCAACGCGCGGUGUGGAGGAGAGAGGCGGUGGGUGGUGGGGGCAGCGCGCGGCGGAGUGGGGGUAGCGCCGCACGCCGCGGUGGCGCCGCCACGCCACGCCACUGUAGGCCCGUGGCUCGGCGGAGCGCAAGCCGCGGCCGGGCCACCUCCUCGCCGGCCUGCUCGCCUGCUACAAAGACCGCCAAAAACUGCGAACCGAACGUGCGGUCGGGGGAGGGGGGUGGUGGGGAAGGGUGAGGGGGUGGAAGGGUUGAGCCGUGGCAAGUGGAGGGCAGUGGAGGGGGCCGGCGGCCGGCGAACGUCGUUUACGGACAGACCCGUGCUUUCCCGACCCACCGUCAGAUGGCGCUGGCGUUCCCCUCCCCGCUGACCGGGCUUCGCGCGCCCCUUUCAAAAAUUAAGUUGCUUGUUCUCCUCACGGAGAUUGGUGGGAAUGUGAGACAGCGUUACUUUUACGGCUUAGAUUAAGACUUGAUUGUAUAAUUUAUUGCAGAAAAUUGUUAUUUAACAGUUCUGUAAACUCUAGUACUUGCCAUUAGUAAAAAUACCACAGUACAAACAUGAUGAAUCAGGAAGUUUUUUCAUGAUUUGGGAGACUCUUGGUUACUUGGAACACAUGACCCCGUUCUGCUAUACCUUGCAUAAUCUUGAUAAUAUUCUUGCAGUCGUCUGGAAAAUCCAAGCAACAAACUCAAGAUCCAUGGAACCUGUGUAUCAUUUUUGACAUUCAAUGACAGUUAGGGAUUUUACCUAUUCCACUAUGGAGCCUUCCCUCAUGCUGUAAAUUUAAUUGACGAAGCAUGUCUUUAAUGCCGUGGGGAUACAGACCAGUAGCGUUCAAAAAAGACUGGAAAAAUAAAACAAUAGAUAAAUACAAGAGUAAAAUUUGUACCA
This is a messenger RNA of Thrips palmi, 2666 nucleotides long. RefSeq names its product beta-1,3-glucan-binding protein-like. Gene Ontology annotation, molecular function: hydrolase activity, hydrolyzing O-glycosyl compounds. The record is from RefSeq and is a predicted model, not a curated record. Lineage: Eukaryota; Metazoa; Arthropoda; Insecta; Thysanoptera; Thripidae. Gene Ontology annotation, biological process: carbohydrate metabolic process. Bases 1 to 1215 code for a protein of 404 amino acids. The transcript has 7 exons.